CCACCGUCACCGCCUGCAAUGAAAUAAAAAAGAAAUGUUUGUAUUUUUUUUGGAAGGAUUGUAAAAUCGUAUUGGAAAUAAGGAGAUUGUAUCAUAAAACAAAGUGCUAUGUGGGUUCAGGUCCUUCAAGAAAAAUAUUUUAAGCACAUGAACGGUGAGAUCACAUCCAUGAAAAAGACUAACCAUUCAAGUUUUGGAGAGCUAUUGUGCAAACAAUGCCACUUAUAAAGGAGGGCUCAUGCUGGAGCAUCAGAAAUGGAGAGACAACCUCAUUCUAGAGGCAUCCAUGGAUUGAGAACGAUCUGGUGCUUGAAAACUUCAUCACUGGAGAGCUUAACAUGGAUGAUCUGGACACACAUGUGGCCUACUGGGUUCACCCCUCAAGUGAGUGGGACAGGGAAAGACUAAAAACUCUGCUUCCUAAUGAUGUUCUUUCUCUGAUUGCUGGAAUGAAAACUCCUAAGCCUGAACUUGGAGAGGAUAAAAUGAUCUGGGGCCUGGAACGUGAUGGCAGGUUUCGUUUGAAGUCUCCAUACUACCUGACGGCCAACAAUGAUGAGGAGGAUGUUGUGCAAAGCUGGAAGCUGUUGUGGAAAUGGAAAGGGCCUAAUAGAAUAAAACAUUUUCUGUGGCUAGUCCUCCAUGACAAGCUCUUCACCAACAGGGAGAGAACAAGAAGGAAGAUUGCGACAAAUCCUUACUUAACCACUGCAAGGACAAGGAAGAAAAAGUUGAGCACAUCCUGCGCAUUUGUGGAAAAGCAGGCACAAUCUGGCACAAGUUCAAGGAUAAGCUGCACAUUCAUGACAAGAACUCCCCCUUCCAGGACUGGAUCAUUGGAAAUCUGUGCAAUGAGGAAAAAGGGGUGGAUUUUGGGGUUGUUUGCCAGAACCUCUGGAAAUAAAGAAACGAGGAAGUUAUGGAAGGCAACAAGUUCUCCGAGCAAGGAUUGGUAUGUCGAAUUAAAGUUUGGCUUAAUAUCAUCGAGCAAGCUAAGCAAAGGGACUUGAUCACUACUGCUCCACCUGACAAGAACUACCAGUGCAGGGGGGCUCAUCGGAGACCAUCUUGGAUGACGCAAGGAAGCGUUUGUUAGCAACCUAGGCCAGUGCACAAUCACCACUGCAGAACUAAAAGGCGCCUUUGAAGGGUUUAGGAUUGCUUGGGAAAGAGGCUUCAGGAAGGUGGAAUUAAAGCUGGAUUCGGCUGCUGCUGUUAGCAUCAUUAGAGAUUGCUUGGAAGACAAUCAUCUACAUGGAACCAUUGCUAGGCAGUUUUACCACUUGUUUUCGUUUGAUUGGGAGGUGAGAGUCUCACAUGUGUAUAAAGAGGCUAAUUUUGUUGCUAACUUUCUCGCUAGCAGAGGUCACCUGUGUGAUUUUGGUACACAUCUGUUCGAUGUGUACGACAUGGAACUUGGCCAUUGGCUACGUCACGACAUCGUGGGAGUUUUCCAUGAUCGUUUAAUUAUUAAUACGAAUUAGACGCUAUAGCGUUGAACCUUCUAUAAAAAAAAAAAUCAAUGACAAGGUAUUUUAUGGUACACCAAGAGGGCAAUUCUUCUAUGGCUUGCUACAUUUUAGCAACGUGAUGCUGGUUUAGUGCUCAAUGAGUUGUAACUUGGGUAUUAAUCCCACAGACCUACCUAAUGCAAAAAAAACACGUUAUUUUGCCUUUUACACAGACCAUCAUAAGAAAAAGAUUUAGGAAAAAUAAUUGAAAUCAUAAGAAAAAGAAUGAAGGAUAGAUAUAGAUAUAUAAAAUAGAAUGGACUUAAUUCACAUAAGGUGGGUUCUCUCAAAUUAACACAUUAACGGGGAGUCAUGUUUGUGGUAGGGCUAUAUUUCAUCUCAACUUUAAAAAAAUACCUAGAAUUUGGAAGUAUAUUUUGUAACAAUUUUCGGAAAUAAAGUAACCGAUACAGCUUUAACCCAUAUCUAAUUAUCACAGUACAAAAUUUAUGUCCAGUAAAUCUACUUCAACCCGUAAAUACUAAAUAGAUACGCACGAGCAAAAAUUAACAUAGAAACCCCUACCCUACCACACUAAUAACGCGCAUAAAUGCUAAAACCCACGUCCAGUAAGUAACCCAACAAAUUCUAAUUCGAAUCAACAGCAAGAAGCCGAAAAAUUAAAUACCAAAACCUAAAAACGCAUGGCACAGACAGAGAUACAAGAGAAACCCACUAGGAAGAAAAAUCAAUUAGAGAUGGAGGCCAAUCGGAAUGGAGGGUUACCUGUCGUCGCUUUCGGUAAAGUAGAAGGAGAAGCCAUGUUUGAUCCCCGCCGGCAGCAAAAACCAAUCCAGUAAGCAGUGGCGGAUACAUGCAUGGUUAGGGGUGUUCCGGGACACCCCUAAAAUUUAGAAACACGAUUAUUUAAUCUACGAUAGUAAUUUGCGUAUGAGAAAAAAUAUGUUUAAGUAAUAGUGGGACACCUUUAAAAUUUUGGAAAAUGAUUAUCCAAUCUCUCGUAGUAGUUUGCGUAUUGGUAUAAAUAAUAUUUAAGUUGUAGUUUAUGUGAUUUAAAUUUGGGACACUGUCACUAUUAGUAAAUAUAUUUUCAAUUACGCUACAACUCAUUUGUUAUUGUGUUUUAGAUCCAAAUAUAAUAAUAAAAUGUUAUUCUUAUCUCAAAUUAUUUUCAAAACCUAAAGAUUAAACUCAAUUACAGGAUAUUCUUGUCUAGUAAGAUAUGUCGAGAGAUAUUUGUUGAGCAGUAUAAACACCGAAUGCAUUUUAUCAUUUGAUGAAACACGUCUGAACUUUUAAUGAAACUUUUAUUAGUUA
Linum trigynum is the source of this 2789-nucleotide messenger RNA. The record is from the annotation of a GenBank genome assembly. NCBI's taxonomy places the organism in Eukaryota, Viridiplantae, Streptophyta, Magnoliopsida, Malpighiales, Linaceae.